Zychaea mexicana is the source of this 1545-nucleotide messenger RNA. Its product is annotated as GTP-binding protein YchF. Gene Ontology annotation, molecular function: ATP hydrolysis activity; GTP binding; ATP binding. Bases 29 to 1225 code for a protein of 398 amino acids. Gene Ontology annotation, cellular component: cytoplasm. The record is from RefSeq and is a predicted model, not a curated record. The transcript has 4 exons. NCBI's taxonomy places the organism in Eukaryota, Fungi, Mucoromycota, Mucoromycetes, Mucorales, Lichtheimiaceae.
UUUUUUUUACAUAGAUUGAAAGUUAGUCAUGCCACCAAAGAAGGCCGUCAAAGAAGAGAAGCUUUUGCUUGGUCGUCCCUCCAACAACUUGAAGAUCGGUGUUGUCGGCCUUCCAAACGUUGGCAAGUCGACCUUCUUCAACGCCCUGACAAACUCAUCGGCUGCUGCUGAAAACUAUCCUUUCUGUACCAUCGAUCCGGAAGAAGCCCGUGUUGCUGUUCCCGAUGCACGCUUCGAUUGGUUGGUUCAGCACUACAAGCCUGCCAAGGAGAUCCCUGCUUUCUUGACUGUCAUUGAUAUUGCCGGUUUGGUCAAGGGUGCUGCCAGCGGUGCUGGUCUCGGUAACGCUUUCUUGUCGCACAUCAAGGCCGUCGAUGCCAUUUUCCACGUUGUGCGUGCCUUUGACGAUCCCGAUGUGACUCACGUUGAAGGUGACUUGGACCCCGUCCGUGACAUUGAGAUCAUCCACGAAGAACUCCGUUUGAAGGACGAGGAAUUCCUUGCCAAGAACGUGGCUGAAUUGGGAGGCUCUGUCAAGCGUUUGGGCCAUGGUGGCAAUGCACAGGACAAGGCGCGCAAGGAAGAAUUUGCCGUCGUUGAAAAGGUGUACAGUCACGUCAAGGAAGGCAAAGAAGUGCGUCACGGCGUUUGGACCAACAAGGAAAUUGAAGUCAUCAACACCUUGCACCUGAUCACGGCCAAGCCUGUCAUUUACUUGGCCAACUGCAGUGAAAAGGACUUUUUGCGCAAAAAGAACAAGCACUUGCCCAAGAUCAAGGCCUGGAUCGAUGAGCACUCAAAGGGUGACUUGAUGAUCCCUUACUCGGGUGCCUUUGAGCAGCGCCUCUCGUUGAUCGAGGACAAGGAGGAGCGUGAACAGACCAUGAAGGAGUUGGGCGGUAACUCCAUGUUGCCCAAGAUCAUUGUCGCUGGCUACAGUGCUCUGCAGCUCAUCUACUACUUUACUGGUGGUCCGGAUGAAGUCCGUGCUUGGACCAUUCGUCGUCUCACCAAGGCUCCUCAGGCUGCUGGUGUCAUUCACACUGAUUUUGAGCGUGGUUUCAUUAUGGCCGAAGUCAUGAAGUACGACGACUUGAAGGAAUUCGGCAGCGAAAACCAGGUCAAGGCGAACGGCAAGUACCACCAAAAGGGCAAGGAAUACGUUGUGGAGGAUGGCGACAUCAUCUACUUCAAGUUCAACGUCACUGCUUCAAAGAAGAAAUAGACUCCUUUCUCCCUCCCUGUUUUCUUUUUGUUGCCAACCAUAUUUCCACAACUACUCUUUCCAUCCGCGUUUGUCCAUUAUACAUAAAAAACAAUAUCUCUCGCCCACCUUAAAAAGAAAGAAUAGAUCCUCACAGGAUGAGGUUAAUACACUACGUUUUCUUUUAUUAUCUCUUGCAAUUCAUGAAAGGGUAUGUGGAGUUUGUUGCCGUCUUUCGUCGACAUUGCUGUCGUUGUCAUUAUCAUCAUCAUCAUCAUCACCGAGUACUUCUUUCAUAACGUUGUCCUCGGUAACAUACAAAGUGUUGGCACCCUGGGCUG